Messenger RNA from Mesocricetus auratus (golden hamster), 2950 nucleotides. It is a transcript of the gene Pglyrp3, whose product is annotated as peptidoglycan recognition protein 3. Lineage: Eukaryota; Metazoa; Chordata; Mammalia; Rodentia; Cricetidae. Bases 264 to 1283 code for a protein of 339 amino acids. Gene Ontology annotation, molecular function: zinc ion binding; N-acetylmuramoyl-L-alanine amidase activity. The record is from RefSeq and is a predicted model, not a curated record. The transcript has 8 exons. Gene Ontology annotation, biological process: peptidoglycan catabolic process.
GGGGGACUUAUCAUUGUCAGCUUCUCUUUGGGAAACCAGAGCCUGAGUGCUGCAUUCCCAGGAGGGAGUGCCCUUCUAGAGAAAGCUAAGGCUGGGGGAGGAGGCUCCUGCUGGAAAAGGGGCAGGGACUGGGACCUGAGGCUAAAGAAGGAAACCGGCAGCCAAUAAGGGAGACUGCACUCGCCCUGCCUGGCUGGGACAGGCCCGUUGCCCUCCAGGACUGCCGAUAAGACUCCCCGUUGGUAUCUUGGGACCACUUGAAAAUGCUGCCCUGGCUUCUUAUUUUCUCUGCUCUGGGUCUCCCGACGUAUGGCAGUCCUACCAUAGUUUCCCGGAAGGAGUGGGGAGCAAGUUCCCUCACCUGCAGAGUGCCGCUGAGACUGCCUGUGGACUACCUCAUCACAGAGCAACUUACCAGGAUGGAGUGCCAAGAUCAGACUACCUGCAGCCAGAUGUUGCGGGUCCUACAGUCCCAUUCUGUCUACAACAAAGGCUGGUGUGAUGUAGCCUUCAACUUCCUGGUUGGGGAUGAUGGCAAUGUGUAUGAAGGUGUCGGUUGGCAUGUCCAAGGCUUGUAUGCUCAAGGCUACAGUAAUGUCUCCCUGGGCAUUGGCUUCUUUGGCAGUAAAAUAGGCAGCAGCCCCAGUCCCGCUGCUAUAUCAGUUGCAGAGGACCUGAUCUCCCGUGCCAUCCAGAAUGGUUACCUGUCGCCCAGGUACAUCCAGCCACUUCUUUUAAAAGAAGAGACCUGCUUGAUUCCUCAGCAUCCAGAGAUGCCCAGGAAAGCAUGCCCCAGUAUCUUCCCACGGUCUGCUUGGGAAGCCAGAGAGACACACUGCUCUCAAAUGAACCUCCCAGCCAAAUUUGUCAUUAUCAUCCACACUGCUGGGAGAAGCUGCAAUGAGUCUGCAGACUGCUUGAUUCGUGUCAGAGACACACAGUCUUUUCAUAUAGACAAUCAAGACUUCUGUGACAUUGCCUAUCACUUUCUAGUGGGCCAGGAUGGUGGAGUGUAUGAAGGAGUUGGCUGGCACAUUGAAGGCUCUCACACCUAUGGAUACAAUGACAUUGCUUUUGGAAUUGCCUUCAUGGGAAACUUUGUAGAAAAGCCUCCAAAUGCAGCCUCUCUGGAAGCAGCUCAGGACCUGAUCCAGUGUGCCGUGGUUAAGGGGUAUCUGACCCCUGACUACCUGCUGAUGGGCCACAGUGAUGUGUCCAAUACUCUGUCCCCUGGACAGGCAUUGUACAACAUCAUCAAGACAUGGCCUCACUUCAAGCACUGAGGGAGGCCCCAGUCCCAUCCGAGGAUGCUCUGCCUCCUGCUGGGUAUCUGUUCUCAGCUCCCACCCUGGCUCCACAUCCCUGUCCCCUCCUCUCUUCACUGCCUCACCUGGUUCCCCCUCCUUGUGUUGCAAUCACAGCCUCCUCUCUUACUGACAUCCUCCAGUGUCUCCCACCAUCCUCAGGGUCUGGGUGCUGCUUCCCCUCUUCACCUUCCCCUCCCAAGGGCACCCACCUGCUCAGCCAGUGAGUCUCCCUUUCCCUUGUUACCUGUCCCUUGCCUUGUAUGCAGUCACCCGUGGUCUGUCUGGCAGCUCCAAUACCCUCCUCGGCACAUACCCCACUUGUGCACAUUUGAAUGUCCCCCGUAUUUAAGGGCUGAGGUCCCCUUCUGCUCUCUCCUGGGUUACCAGAUUUUCUGGGACAGCAGCUGACAUCUCUUUGUCACUACAUAUACCGUGUCAGCUCCUGAGCCGAGCCUGAGACAUUGCAUGCUACAGGUGUUUGAUGAAAAAAGCAUCAGACAAAAAAGAUGUGAUCCUAGUCCCUUCCCACCUGCCCACUUAGUUCAUCAUCGCUCUGUGAGGGACCCUGAUGGACAGGGCCAGCAGUCUUUCCCUGGUCCCUCCAGGAGGCACUGCUGGCUGUGGUGACUUGUCUGUAAUGGAUUCUGUGUCCCUAUUCUUCCGUGCCUUGUCCACAAAGCACUCAGAAGACCAGCCAAGCAGUGUUUGUGGUCUUCCCGCGCCUGGCUGGGCCCUAGGGAGCUGAGAGAGGCCCCAGAGCCUUUGUAUUCUGCAGCACCACCCCCAACUCCUCCUUCCCAGAGGGAAGGGCCUUCAUCAUUUUAGCCAAGACAGCACCCCUCAUUCACCGGAUGUUCAAAAGAUGUACACGGGGUGGUUCUUGCUUUAUCAGACAUGAAGAGAAGGAUACAUAAGCAUGUUUUCCCCAUCUUUGGGGCUCAGAUUGGACUUUUAGAGUGUUUUCACAUCUAUUGCAACAUGGUGAGCCUUUACAACCUCAUAUUCACUCACUGUUUUGCUUUUCACAGACCCUUUACCUUGGAUGUCAUUAGAUUGACUCUGUUCAUUUGUCAUUCUUGCUAAGGCAUCCUGGGCAUGCCAUCAGGAGAAGAAAUGUUUUGUCUAGUGGUUCAUCCUUAGAGAGACACACCAGCCAUUCCUGAUCUGCACAGCAUGGGUAGGAUGCAACCCUCACAGGCCUUUCUGUCAGAGAUCCUUGACAGUGUAGUAUUUUCUGGGUGGAUAGAGGCUGGGGGACACACUUCCCAACAAGGGUGAACUUAACAGCUCCCACACAGGAAGUAGUCAUAGGGAUAGUCAUGAGAUGCUAAGAAACACCCUCACCUAAAUCCGCCUGCCACAGUUUGAAUGAACCUCUUGACAUUCACGUAUUAGAAGUCCAAUCCCUGAUAGGCAAUAGUGCCGAGAGUGGGCCUUUUUAGAGGUAACCAAUGCACUGAUGUUGUUACUGUAAACGUGAGUUUGUUAUGGAAACGAGUGUCAUCCAUGUCAUUCAUGCCGCAACCCCUGUUCUCCUGUGCUUUCCCGCUCUGCCAGGGGAUGAUAGGCAAGAAGGCCUUGGCCAGAUGCUGACCUCACAGUGUUCAGACUACACAAAAUAAAUCUUGCUUUUUAGCAAAUUA